CUUCAUAUCCUGUGUGGCUGCAAACUUCAUCUGAUUCCAAGCGUUCGGUGAAGCGUGUGAAUCCAAAGCGAAUAUUGGUGAUCGCGCCGGGUUACAUGAAGUUUCGGAGAGGGAUAUUCCAGGCACCGUGACGUCACAGCAGCAGCAGCGGUGAGUCUGCUCUCCGACAUGGCCAAGGAAGCAGCAGAGAUGACGGAGGAGACGCAGUUCAUGAUUGACAAAAACAUGGGCAGAGAAGCCACAGACGCGGAAUCCGGGGACGCCAAAGAGAUGCGAGCGGUGAUGCUGGCAGGCUUUGGAGGUCUAAACAAACUCCGUGUGACCAAGAAGGCAAUGCCCGAGCCUCAGGAGGGGGAAGUGAAGAUUCACGUCAAAGCGUGUGGUUUGAACUUCCUUGAUCUGAUGGUACGUCAGGGGACUAUCGACUGUCCCCCCAAGCCUCCUCUUGUUCCCGGCUUUGAGUGCUCCGGAAUAGUGGAGGCAGUCGGCGAACACACAAAGGGAUUUGAGAUAGGUGACAGAGUCGUUGCUUUUUCAAACUACAACGCCUGGGCAGAGGUAGUGUGCACGCCAGCGGAGUUUGUCUAUAAGAUACCCGAAGAAAUGACUUUUGCAGAGGCAGCAGGCUUUGCUCUGAACUUUGUUGCUGCCUACAUGAUGCUGUUUGAGGUUGCCAGACUGCAACGAGGGAUGUCAGUGCUGGUCCACUCAGCUGGAGGUGCUGUUGGUCAAGCUGUGGCUCAGCUGUGCUCCACUGUUCCUGAUGUCACCGUGUUUGGCAUCGCCUCAGGAUUCAAACACACAGCCAUCAGAGACUCUGUGACUCACCUCUUUGACCGAAACGUUGACUACGUUCAAGAAGUUAAAAAAAUAUCCCCUGAGGGAGUGGAUAUUGUUUUGGACUGCUUGUGUGGGGAGAACACUGGAAAAAGCCUCUGCCUACUGAAGCCGCUAGGAACCUACGUGCUCUAUGGCGCGUCAAACAUGGUCACAGGCGAGACAAAGAGUUUCUUCAGCUUUGCAAAAUCUUGGUGGCAGGUAGAGAAGGUGAACCCGAUUAAACUCUAUGAGGAGAAUAAAACCAUCGCUGGGUUCUCGCUCCUCAACCUCCUCUUUAAGCAGAACAAAUGUGGGCUUGUUAAAUCUGUGAUGGAGAAGCUCCUGUCUCUCUACAAAGCAGAGAAGAUCCAUCCUGUGGUGGACUCGCUGUGGGCACUGGAGGAGGUUAAAGAAGCCAUGCAGCGGAUCCAUGACAGAGGAAAUAUUGGGAAACUCAUCCUAGACAUUGAGAAGACACCCACACCCCUGAUGGCCAGUGACAGCACGGAGACCAGUGAGGCCGGAGAGGAGGAAGAGGAGCCAGAGGGAGACGACAGCAAGGAGCGUAUGCCUUUCAUCCAUUAAAUUUGACACCACCAGAGACUGGAAAAUGCUUCACCGACUCUCGGCAGACGAACGCAGAGUCUCCUGACGUGUGUGUUUGUGCACGAGUGUGGAGUGUAUCUGUGCCUUCUGUCUUUCCUGUUGAUGAUGUCUCCUCUGAUAAUGUUAUAGCAGUAUUGCUUUUAUAUGUUAUAGAGGUGUUCUAAAAAAUAUAGAACUGGAUUCGGUAUCAAUUUGAGAGCUAAAUUUAAUGUUCCCUAUCCUUGCUGUUGUAGCAGAUGAAACAAAACCUUUCAUUUAUUCCAAGAGGUUUUCCAACAGUGGUCAGGCUCUGCUGACCUUACAAAAGUUUGUUCUCUCUCACUCACUCUCUAUCCCCCAAAAGUGUAUUGGUUAUCCUAUAUACCACUCAUAUCUUCAUAUGUUCUCCAGUGGCCUUGACAUCGCAGUUGCAGUUCACUUUCCUUAGCUCAGACUUGCCAGCCUCGUACUAUUCAUUUACAUUCGACCCAGCGUCCAGCUGUGGGAGGUGUUCCUCUUGUGCAUUGUGUACUCUGGUUAAUAGGUCUGCAUAUGACUGGUGUGUGUUUGGUCUGCAUAUGAAACCUGUUUCCAGAAGUCUACUAUAUGUCACUGUUCAGUUCAUUCAUAUCAUGAGCAGAAUUUUUCUUAGGUUUUUUUUUCAAUUUUGUGUGUGAUAUGGGAGGGGUGAGGACUAGCUCCUUUAAUUUUAUGGCUAUUGCCGACGAGACCCUUCAGGUAUGUGAUUCUUGUGAGGGGAGGUUGCUGUGAGAGUGAACAGACAGUUCAGACCUGUAUCAAUGAGUCGUGGUGAGGAAAAUGUUUCAGAGGUCAAUCUUGGUCAAGAGCUUUGGUUAGUGGCUGUAAGAGCAAGGUGCAAGAUGAAACAAGAUUGUUAUUAUUCAGAGUUUCAGACAGCUCCGAGCUACAGAAAAGUCUUCUGAGGUGGCAGUCAGGAUGCCUCUCUGGUGAAUAGCCCGUGCAUGUCUCAUUUGGCGGUGGUCCUCGGGCAUGCUGGUCCACCUGGGAGCACUGUGCUAUUCCCUCAAAUGAGAUGGAGGUUCUGUCACGGGGGAGGUUUAGGCCUCAGACUGCUGGGAUUUACAAUAAAGAGAGAAAAUGGAUGCAUGCAGUCUUCAAAUUCACUUAAACCACUGAAAGAAUCUGGGCCUGUAUUGAGAAAUAAUCUUUCUGACUGGAUUCAAAUGAGCUCUGAGUUCUCCUCCCGGCUGCUGUCUAAUGAUAAUGACAUCAUUAAAGGUGAGGUAGGGAACCUGCCGAGCUUUGCAUUCCAGCUCAGUACCUGCCUCAAUGGCACCCUGCUGGUCACUUGCUCUCUCAAUACUCAGACGAUGACAUUUUCAACUGGCAGCGUUGGCAUAAUAACAAGAACAGCUGAUGUCCCUCGGCUAAGGUUGAGCUGGAACUCAGGUUUACAAUGUUCACAUGCCUGUGCCUCGAAACUUAAGUGCCAUGAAAUACAACAGGAAAUCAUUUAAAAUCUCAAUGCUGGUGUCAAACAUCUAUCAUCAUCUGUAUUUUAACCCCUAAUCCAAAAUCAAAAUAGUUUAUUGAUUGUACUCAUGUACUAUAUUUCACUUCUGAUUAGUAAGUCUCCAUACUGUUGCUGCGGCUACUACUAUUAUCCCACCCCCAAAUGUAUUAAACUGGCCUUGAGUCAUGCCAUACAUGUGUAGUGAGGACUUAAAAAAGUACAUCUCAGUAUAUGGAGUUGACAAAUAUAUUCUGUAUGAAUGUCAGAGGGACUGCAUGUAUCGUAUGUAUUUGUGUUGCAAUGAAAAAAAUCACACAAAAAAAAGAAAUGGAAUUACAUGUUUUUUGUUUUUCUUUUUAUUCUACAAGUUUCUCUUGUCAGGUUUUUGUUGUGCACUUGAAACUACUUGAAUAAA
Messenger RNA from Synchiropus splendidus (mandarinfish), 3314 nucleotides. RefSeq names its product vesicle amine transport 1-like (gene vat1l). The transcript has 9 exons. The coding region runs from base 169 to 1404 and encodes 411 amino acids. Lineage: Eukaryota; Metazoa; Chordata; Actinopteri; Syngnathiformes; Callionymidae. Gene Ontology annotation, molecular function: oxidoreductase activity. The record is from RefSeq and is a predicted model, not a curated record.